CCACGAUUUAAUUGUUAUAAUUUAACAUUUCCAAAAUGAUGGACGGCACGGAUGAGUCAAAUAUACUAAACAGUCCCUCCUCGACCAACAAUGGGCCUACCCUGGAGAUAGCGUCGCCCACAAGUAAUCCACUGGCUGGACCACCGGCAGCAACAGGAACAGCAACAGCAACAAAUGGCAGCGGUUCGGCCACAUCGCCGGACAGCUCCUCUUCGGCACCGGUGACGCCCGCUGCUCUAGGGGAGAAUGCCCUGCAUGUGGAGAUCUCCGAUGCGCUGAGCGAGAAAGAGAAGGUAAAGUUCACAGUGCAUACGCGGACUACGCUGCCAGGAUUCGCGAAAAAAGACAACAAUGUGGUGAGGCAGCACGAGGAGUUUGUGUGGCUGCAUGAUCGCAUAGAGGAGAACGAAGACUAUGCGGGCUAUAUUAUUCCCCCCUGUCCACCGCGACCCGACUUUGAUGCCUCGCGGGAGAAACUGCAGCGCCUGGGCGAGGGCGAGGGCAACAUGACCAAAGAGGAGUUUAAGAAAAUGAAGUCCGAGCUGGAGGCCGAGUAUUUGGCCACCUUUAAAAAGACAGUAGCCAUGCACGAGGUAUUUCUGCGUCGCCUGGCCAGUCAUCCCGUCUUUCGCGUGGAUCAGCAUUUGAAAGUCUUUCUCGAAUACGAUCAGGAUCUGUGCGCCAAGCCGCGCAAGAAGAUGGCCAUCUUCGGGGGCUUUGUCAAGUCCCUGGGCAAGACCACGGAUGAAAUACUGCUGAGCGCCACCGUGCGCGAUGUAAAUGACUUCUUUGAGAACGAAUUGCAAUUCCUCACCGAAUACCAUGGCCAUUUGCGUGAAGCUGCCAUCCGCACCGAGAAGAUGACACAACGUCACAAGGAUGUGGGCGAUGCGCAUCAGAAAAUCUCGAAUGCCCUCACCCAGUUGUCCACCACAGAGAAGGGCAAUGUGGAGACAUUUGUGGCCAAAACAGCAGAGAUUUUUGAACGGAUUAAGAAUCUGGAAACCCGUGUGGCCAGUGAUCAGGAUCUGAAACUGGGUGACACUUUGCGCUACUAUCAACGGGACAGUGAUGCGGCCAAGGCGCUGCUCAUACGACGCCUGCGCUGCCUGGCCGCCUACGAGACGGCCAAUCGCAAUUUGGAAAAGGCUCGCUCCAAGAACAAAGACGUUCAUGCGCCUUUGGAGGUGCAAGAGGCUGAAACUGCUCAGGCGGAGGCUUGUGAGAAGUUUGAAUCGAUGUCUGCCUGCGGCAAAGAAGAGUUGAUUGGCUUUCGCAAUCGCCGUGUGGCGGCCAUCAAAAAGAGUCUCGUGGAGCUCUCCGAACUGGAGAUAAAACAUGCCAAAACCCAAUAUGAAUAUCUGCGUCAAUCGCUGAUCUCCAUUAAGGAGAUAGCUUGAGGCUAAGAGUCAUACGCACAUUGUUUUCACAUCGCCACGAAACUCUCCCCCCACAUUGAAGAUGAAGUAAAUCAAUUGUUUAAUUGCUAA
Messenger RNA from Drosophila persimilis, 1490 nucleotides. It is a transcript of the gene Snx6, whose product is annotated as sorting nexin-32. Bases 36 to 1400 code for a protein of 454 amino acids. The record is from RefSeq and is a predicted model, not a curated record. Lineage: Eukaryota; Metazoa; Arthropoda; Insecta; Diptera; Drosophilidae. Gene Ontology annotation, biological process: phagosome-lysosome fusion involved in apoptotic cell clearance. The transcript is spliced from 8 exons. Gene Ontology annotation, molecular function: phosphatidylinositol binding.